Rhipicephalus microplus (southern cattle tick) is the source of this 416-nucleotide messenger RNA. RefSeq names its product pro-neuropeptide Y. NCBI's taxonomy places the organism in Eukaryota, Metazoa, Arthropoda, Arachnida, Ixodida, Ixodidae. The record is from RefSeq and is a predicted model, not a curated record. Gene Ontology annotation, molecular function: hormone activity. Gene Ontology annotation, cellular component: extracellular region.
GAUUCAGUAGGCUCGUCAGCUUCCCGGUGAUACACGAAACGCUUGCCCUCUUCGCGGCCUGCAAGUCAUGACCCCUUCGACUCUGGUGACCAUGCUGAUGGUGCUGGUGGCCUCUGCUUCCGUCUCGGUAGCCAACAUGGGCGAAAGCCAGAAGCCCAACAUGCCGCACGUCUUCCAGAACGAGAAACAGCUCUCCCAGUACCUGCAGGCACUCGACGACUACUAUCUGCUGCUCGGAAAGCCCAGAUUUGGCAGAAGCUUCCAGGACAGCUACGAAGUCAAGCGAUGGAACUUGCCUUACACAGAACUACUUCGAACAGUGUGACACACCCAAGGGACACCGGGAAAAGAUGACACUGAGCCAGCCACAUCGAAUAACAAAAUAAACUGGAUCAAUUAAAUAUUUUUGCUUAGCA